This is a messenger RNA of Hermetia illucens (black soldier fly), 2358 nucleotides long. RefSeq lists its product as uncharacterized. Bases 1 to 2358 code for a protein of 785 amino acids. The record is from RefSeq and is a predicted model, not a curated record. The transcript is spliced from 2 exons. Lineage: Eukaryota; Metazoa; Arthropoda; Insecta; Diptera; Stratiomyidae.
AUGGUGUCCCCGGAGAAAUCAACGUUGGAGUAUAGACAUUUCGAGAGACAAAUAGAUGUGCCUUUUGUAGUCUAUGCAGAUUUCGAAUGUCUACUUCAAGAUAUUCAAAGUUGUCAGCCGGAUCCAGCAUCAGCGUCAACAACAACUCUUCAAGAGCAUAUACCGUGUGCUUUUGCUUACUAUAUUAAGUGUUGUUACGAUUCUAAUUUAGAUAGGUUUAGAAUAUACAAGGGACCAGAUUCUCCUAAAAAAUUUAUUAAUUCGUUAGUAUCUGAUUUAAAAUGGUUCUAUAUAAAUCAUAUUCAGAAACCCAAAUCGUCAAAUACUUUGACUUUAGAUGAGGAAAAAACGCAAAGAGAAGCAACUCUAUGUUGCAUUUGGUAUGAUUGUCAUUUGUUUGUCAAGGAGCUGGCAAGCAUUGAUGGAGAUAUUUCAAUAAUACCCAUUAAUAAGGAACUGUACGUGUCGCUUUCCAAAAAAAUACCCCUUAAUGAUUCUGAAACCAUUGAAUUAAGAUUUUUGGAUUCGUUAAGAUUCAUGCAUAGCAGUCUUGAUGCACUCGUAAACAAUCUGGCUCAUAAAGAUUUGAAAACUGUUUCAGGGGUAUAUGGAGAUGGCGAAAAAUUCAGUCUUCUUACGCGAAAGGGUGUGUUUCCUUAUGAAUAUAUAAACUCUUGGGAUCGACUUAAUGAAACUUCUCUACCAUCUCGAGAGAAAUUUUUCAAUAAGAUGUCAAACACUGAGUGCAAAGAAGCAGAUUAUCAACAUGCGCUCAAUGUUUGGAAGCAAUUCAAUUGUGGUGUUAUGUGGGACUAUUUGGAGUUGUAUCUGAAAACAGAUGUUUUGCUUCUAACAGAUGUUUUUGAAAACUUUCGAAAUGUUUGUAAAAAUAUAUAUGGACUUGAUCCUUGUCAAUAUUAUACGACUCCUGGCUUAUCAUGGGAUGCCAUGCUUAAAAUUACAUCCAUAAAACUGGAGCUUCUCACAGAUAUCGAAAUGCAUCACUUUGUGAAAAGAGGAAUUAGGGGGGGUAUUACGCAAUGUUCGCAUCGCCAUUCAACUGCAAAUAAUAAAUAUAUGAAAAAUUAUAAAGAAGAGGAUCCUUCCAAAUAUUUAAUGUAUGUAGAUGCUAAUAAUCUAUACGGAUGGGCAAUGUCACAGCCGCUUCCCUAUGCUGAAUUCAAGUGGGUUGAAAAUAUAGUUGAUUUUGAUGUUUUGAAUAUUGCAGCAGAUUCGGAUAUUGGAUACAUAUUGGAAGUUGAUUUGGAGUAUCCAAUAUCAAAACAUGAUGAGCACAAUGAUUUGCCAUUAUGUCCAGAAAAUAAAAUCCCGCAUAAUUCGAAAACUAACAAACUGAUUGUGGAUUUAACAGACAAGCAAAAAUAUGUUAUCCACUAUCGGAAUCUGCAGCAAUGCAUUCAAAAUGGUUUGAAACUGACUCGCAUCUACAGGAUUUUACAGUUUAAACAAUCCAGUUGGUUGAAGGAAUAUAUCGAUUUAAAUACCCAUUACAGGAAAAUGAGUAAAAAUCCUUUCGAGAAAAAUUUUUUCAAACUUUUGAAUAAUGCAGUUUAUGGCAAAACCAUGGAAAACGUUGACAAAAGAAAGGACGUAAAAAUUGUUACCGAUUGGGAGAGUCGAGGCAGACAGUCAGGCGCUCGAGUGCUUAUUUCAAAACCCAAUUUUCACAGCGCAGCUGUAUUUACACCAAACAUGGCAGCUAUCCAAAUGGAUAGAGUAUUUACUUGUUACGACAAACCAAUUUACUUGGGAUUUACUGUGCUUGAUCUAUCCAAACUGAAAAUGUAUGAUUUUCACUAUCAUUAUAUGAAACCUAAGUAUAAUGAUAAGCUCAUUCUAAAUUACAUGGAUACGGACAGUUUCAUUUACACUAUCGAAACGGAAGAUGUGUACAAAGAUAUUUUGUCUGAUAUUGAUACACAAUUUGAUACAUCAGAAUAUGCUAUCGAUAAUAUAUAUAAUAUUCCUCAAAAAAAUGCUAAAGUCUUGGGUUUGAUGAAAGAUGAAAAUAAUGGUAAAAUAAUGACAGAAUUUAUAGGAUUAAGAUCUAAAAUGUAUUCAUUUAGCGUAGAAAAUGACGGUUUUGUUAAAAAAGCCAAAGGAGUUAAGAAAAUAAUAAUGGAUGGUUUAAGUUUAGAUGAUUAUCGUGAUUGUCUAUUUAGAAAAAAAAUAUUUAGAGGUAACAUGUUUAUAUUUAGGUCUAAGAUGCAUAAUUUGUAUACAGAAUGUAUUAAUAAAAUUGCAUUAAACUAUUUAGAUGAUAAGCGAUUCAUAAGAGAGGACGGGGUUAGAACAUAUGCUUGGGGACAUUUUAAUAUAAGAAUGGAUGUAAACUAG